This is a messenger RNA of Colletotrichum graminicola M1.001, 1098 nucleotides long. RefSeq lists its product as uncharacterized. Lineage: Eukaryota; Fungi; Ascomycota; Sordariomycetes; Glomerellales; Glomerellaceae. The record is from RefSeq and is a predicted model, not a curated record. The transcript has 3 exons. Bases 1 to 1098 code for a protein of 365 amino acids.
AUGGACGACCCGACGAUUUUCAUUCAUUGGUUCUCUAGCCUCCUGGCCUUCUCAAUCAUGAUGGUCAGACUGACGUGGAAGAAAAUUGCCAAGCAAGAGUUCAACGUUGGUGACUGGUUUACCCUCGCGGCCAUCGUCUGCGUGAUGACCCGGCUGGGCCUUAUUCAUGUCGUCUUGACCUGGGGCACAAACAACGUGUCUGCGUCGUAUCGUAAAACUCACAUGUUUACCGACGAAGAGAUUUACAGGCGGGAGAUUGGCAGCAAGCUGUCCAUUGUCAACCGGGUCUUUUACAACUCUUAUCUAUGGCUGCAGAAGCUUGUACUACUGGACGUCUAUCGUCGGCUGAUGUCGACCAUCCGUCAAGAAACAUUUGUCAUGUGGUUCUACGGCGUCGUCUUUUUCGGCACCUAUGCCGCCUGCCAGGUGACGACAUUCAGUGAAUGCAAUCCCUUCCACUUAUAUUGGCAGGUUAUUCCUGACCCAGGCUCGUGUGCCAAGGCACAAAUGCAACUUGUAGUUGUCGGCGUUCUUAAUAUCAUCACCGACUUUAUGCUCCUUAUUUUGCCACUGCCGUUGGUCUUCUCACUGAAGACCCCUUGGCAACGCAAGCUCCAGCUUUACAUUCUUUUCACACUGGGAAUUUUUAUCAUUGCCAUUACCGUCAUCCGUCUCCCGAUUAAUGUCACCAAUAAGGAUAGCCAGGUCAACCGAACGACCUGGGCCAGCACCGAAUUGCUGACCGCCGCUAUCGUCGUCAAUGCCCCAACUCUGUAUGGAUUGUGGAACAAGACAAGGAAAGCGAAGUCAACAGUGAAGACCUCUGGGUACCCAUCAGGGCUUAAUCAUUAUGGUGGAGAAAGCAACGUAUUGACGAGUCACCGGUCUACAGUUAUACGCACCAACCAGGAUGAAUCUUUUCUUAUGAACUCGCGGCACAAGAUGGGACAUAUGGAUGGAAUCAUACAAACGAAGGAGGUAAUCGUCUCAGAGUUCAGGCAGGAGGCAGAUCGUAAAGGCAGGAAUUACAUACAUCUGUCUGAUGAUAUGGAGAAUGUAACGAGCCAUUCAAGUAAUCAUGGUAUGCUCACGAGGUAA